This is a messenger RNA of Apis florea (little honeybee), 739 nucleotides long. RefSeq names its product Actin-related protein 2/3 complex, subunit 3A (gene Arpc3A). Gene Ontology annotation, cellular component: Arp2/3 protein complex; cytoskeleton. Lineage: Eukaryota; Metazoa; Arthropoda; Insecta; Hymenoptera; Apidae. Gene Ontology annotation, biological process: regulation of actin filament polymerization; Arp2/3 complex-mediated actin nucleation. The record is from RefSeq and is a predicted model, not a curated record.
UUUUGUUAACGUUGAUAUCUUUAAUCAGAAAUGAGUAUAUGACGUAUAUCGAUUUGCAUAUAUAUAUCUAAGAAUACGCUUGUUUAACAUUGAUACGUAAAAAUUUAUAAUUGCUUAGUAGAAAUUCUUUUAUAUUUAUCAGUAUGCCUGCAUAUCAUUCAAGUUUUGUUGAAAGUAAUGGAAAUGUUGGUAAUAUGGCACUUUUGCCAAUUCGAACACAUUUUAGAGGUCCUGCACCUCCCUUCAAUAAUAAAGAUUUGGAUAUAAUUGAUGAAGCAUUGUAUUUCUUCAAAGCAAAUGUGUUCUUUAGAACGUAUGAAAUUAAGAGCGAAGCUGAUAGAGUUUUAAUUUAUAUUACAUUAUAUAUAACAGAAUGCUUGAAAAGAUUACAGAAAUGUGCAACUCAAGCUCAAGCUACAAAUGAAAUGUAUUCUCUUGCUAUUUCAAAAUUUGAUAUUCCUGGUGAUCCUGGUUUUCCUCUAAACUCUGUAUAUGCAAAACCAAGUAAUCCUGUAGAAGCAGAUACUAUGAGACAAUAUUUGCAACAAAUAAGACAAGAAACUGGUGUUAGACUUGUGGAAAAGGUAUAUGGUGAAGAUGGCAAACCAAGCAAGUGGUGGUUAUGUUUUGCAAAAAAAAAAUUUAUGGAUAAGUCAUUAUCUGGUCCUGGACAAUAAAAUAUAUUUUUUAAUUAUAACAUAGAAUAUGUAUAAUGAAUAAAUACAAAAGUUUAUUGCAG